Drosophila bipectinata is the source of this 4200-nucleotide messenger RNA. It is a transcript of the gene PCB, whose product is annotated as Pyruvate carboxylase. Gene Ontology annotation, cellular component: cytoplasm. The record is from RefSeq and is a predicted model, not a curated record. Gene Ontology annotation, molecular function: pyruvate carboxylase activity; metal ion binding; ATP binding. Lineage: Eukaryota; Metazoa; Arthropoda; Insecta; Diptera; Drosophilidae. Gene Ontology annotation, biological process: pyruvate metabolic process; gluconeogenesis.
AGCUCCCACUUUUUUUUCAGUCCGACGGACAGCUUUGGAUUGAACGGUUCGCGAGUUCCUGGACAAAAAAAACUACAAACCGACGGAGCAAGAAGGAAAAAGUGCUGCAACCGUUUCGACUUCGCGCUGUUCUAACCAUUUACUUUCUUAAAUAAAAGCCGGCAGAAAAAUAAAAAAAAAACGAAUAUAUAGAAGCUUUUUAGAAGUUUCGACACCCGACUCUCGUUUGAAUAACUGCCUUAAAGUGCAACGAACGGGAGAUUUCUCGGCAGGAGCACGAGGAUACCUUCGUUACUAAACCACUAAAUCCUAGUCCCUGGGGUCACCACCAUGUUCAUUCCAGCCGCACAGUCUGCGUACAGGACGCUGCGCAAGACGCAGCCACGCGUUGGACUUUACUACCUCUUCAAGAAUGGCUAUUCCAGCAAGGUGGAGUACAAGCCCAUCCGGUCUGUCCUGGUGGCCAAUCGAGGCGAGAUCGCCAUCCGCGUGUUCCGUGCCUGCACAGAACUGGGCAUCAAGUCGGUUGCCGUCUACUCCGAGCAGGACAAGAUGCACAUGCACCGACAAAAGGCCGACGAAUCGUACAUGGUGGGCAAGGGUCUUCCACCGGUGGAGGCCUACCUCAGCAUUCCAGAAAUUAUCCGUGUGUGCAAGGAGAACGACAUUGACGCAGUUCACCCGGGCUAUGGUUUCCUUUCCGAGCGCAGUGAUUUCGCCCAGGCGGUGAUUGAUGCCGGGCUUCGUUUCAUUGGACCCUCGCCGAAGGUUGUCCAGAACAUGGGAGACAAGGUGGCAGCCCGUGUGGCCGCCAUUGAGGCCGGCGUACCCAUUGUCCCUGGUACAGAUGGCCCCGUGACCUCCAAGGAGGAAGCUCUGGAGUUCUGCAAGAAGAACGGCCUCCCUGUGAUCUUCAAGGCUGCCUACGGCGGCGGCGGACGUGGCAUGCGUGUGGUCCGCAAAAUGGAGGAAGUGGAGGAGAACUUCGAGCGUGCCAGUUCCGAGGCAAAGUCUGCCUUUGGCAACGGUGCCAUGUUCAUCGAGAAGUUCAUCGAGCGUCCACGUCACAUUGAAGUUCAGCUGCUGGGUGACAAGGCCGGAAACGUGGUGCACCUGUACGAGCGCGACUGCUCCGUGCAGCGUCGCCACCAGAAGGUCGUGGAGAUUGCCCCUGCUCCCAGACUGCCCCCAGAAAUCCGUGAUAAAAUGACCGAAGCCGCUGUGCGAUUGGCCAAGCACGUGGGCUACGAAAACGCCGGAACUGUGGAGUUCCUCUGCGACGAAUCCUGUGGAAACUUCUACUUCAUCGAAGUGAACGCUCGCCUGCAGGUGGAGCACACCGUCACCGAGGAGAUCACGGGCAUCGAUUUGGUUCAGUCGCAGAUCCGCAUUGCCGAAGGAAUGACUCUGCCCGAGUUGGGAUACACUCAGGACAAAAUCCAGCCCAGAGGCUAUGCUAUCCAGUGCCGUGUCACCACUGAGGAUCCAGCCAAUGAUUUCCAGCCCAACACCGGUCGCCUGGAGGUGUUCCGUUCCGGCGAAGGUAUGGGUAUCCGUUUGGACAGCGCUUCUGCCUAUGCUGGCGCCAUCAUCUCGCCCUACUACGACUCCCUGCUGGUCAAGGUGAUCUCCCAUGCCAGCGAUUUGCAGAGCUCCGCCUCCAAGAUGAACCGUGCCCUUCGCGAGUUCCGUAUUCGCGGAGUGAAGACCAACAUCCCGUUCCUGCUUAACGUGCUGGAGAACCAGAAAUUCCUGCACGGCGUCUUGGAUACCUACUUCAUUGACGAGCAUCCCCAGCUGUUCAAGUUCAGACCAACCCUGAAUCGUGCCCAGAAGCUGCUGAAUUACCUGGGCGAGGUACUGGUAAACGGUGCCCAAACCCCACUGGCCACCACUCUGAAGCCGGCUGUUGUUACUCCCCAUGUGCCUGAGGUUCCACUGGACCUGUCGCCGGAAGCAUUAGAACGUGAAGAGCGCGGCGAGGCCAAAGUGACGGAGCCACCAAAGGGUUUGCGUGAAAUCCUGGUGACAAAAGGCCCCGAGGCCUUUGCCAAGGAGGUACGCUCCCAGAAAAACCUUCUGCUCAUGGACACCACUUUCCGUGACGCCCACCAGUCGCUUCUGGCCACCCGUGUCCGAUCCCACGACUUGCUCAAGAUCUCUCCGUACGUGGCCCACAAGUUCAACAAUCUGUACUCGCUGGAGAACUGGGGCGGUGCCACCUUCGAUGUCGCUCUCCGAUUCCUGCACGAGUGCCCGUGGGAGCGGCUGGAGGAGAUGCGUAAGCGUAUUCCCAACAUUCCCUUCCAGAUGCUGUUGCGCGGAGCCAAUGCCGUUGGCUACACCAGUUACCCGGAUAAUGUGGUCUACAAGUUCUGCGAGCUGGCGGUCCAAACUGGCAUGGACAUCUUCCGUGUGUUCGACUCCCUGAACUACCUGCCUAACUUGAUCCUCGGCAUGGAUGCCGCUGGAAAGGCGGGAGGUGUGGUUGAGGCUGCCAUCUCCUAUACCGGCGAUGUUGGUGAUCCCACGCGUACCAAGUACGAUCUGAAGUACUACACUAAUCUGGCCGAUGAGCUGGUCAAGGCUGGAACUCACGUUCUCUGCAUCAAGGACAUGGCUGGUUUGCUCAAGCCCGAGUCUGCAAGACUGCUCGUCACUGCCAUCCGCGACAAACACCCCGAUGUGCCAAUCCAUAUUCACACUCAUGACACCUCCGGUGCGGGCGUAGCCUCCAUGCUGGCCUGUGCCCAGGCUGGUGCCGAUGUUGUGGACGUGGCCGUUGAUUCCAUGAGCGGCAUGACCUCACAGCCUAGUAUGGGUGCCGUUGUGGCUUCCCUGCAGGGCACACCCCUGGACACCAACAUCGACCUUCGCACGGUGUCUGAGUACUCUGCCUACUGGGAGCAGACACGCACCCUUUACGGUCCAUUCGAGUGCACCACAACGAUGCGUUCCGGCAACGCCGAUGUCUACCUCAACGAGAUCCCCGGCGGGCAGUACACCAACCUCCAGUUCCAGGCCUUCUCUCUGGGUCUGGGAGACUUCUUUGAGGACGUGAAGAAGGCCUACCGGGAGGCCAAUCUUCUCCUCGGUGACAUCAUCAAGGUGACGCCAUCGUCAAAGGUUGUUGGAGAUCUGGCCCAGUUUAUGGUGCAAAACAGUCUGACCGCCGAUCAGGUGCUGGAGAAGGCCGAGGAGUUGUCAUUCCCCAAGUCUGUGGUUGAGUAUCUGCAGGGAUCCAUUGGUAUUCCCCACGGUGGCUUCCCCGAGCCGCUGCGCUCUCGCGUUCUUAAGGACAUGCCGCGCAUUGAGGGACGUCCCGGAGAACAGCUAGAACCUUUGGACUUGGAUAAGCUGAAGAAGGAUCUUAAGGAAUCUCACAGCAGCAUCACAGAUCGCGAUGUCAUGUCGGCGGCACUCUACCCCCAGGUUACCAACGAAUACCUGGUCUUCCGCGACCGUUACGGUCCCGUGGACAAGCUGGACACGCGCAUCUUCCUCACUGGUCCGAAGGUAGGCGAGGAGUUUGAUGUAUCUCUCGAGAAGGGCAAGACGCUGAGCGUUAAGGCUUUGGCCGUAUCUGCCGAUCUUAAGCCCAAUGGCAUUCGAGAGGUCUUCUUUGAGCUUAACGGACAGCUGAGAGCGGUUCACAUCUUGGACAAGGAGGCAGUAAAGGAAAUCCAUGUACAUCCCAAGGCCAACAAGGCGAACAAGAGUGAAGUGGGCGCCCCCAUGCCCGGUACAGUCAUCGACAUCCGUGUCAACGUUGGCGACAAGGUUGAGAAGGGUCAGCCCCUGGUGGUGCUGUCCGCCAUGAAAAUGGAGAUGGUGGUGCAGGCACCCGUUGCCGGUGUUGUCAAGAAGCUGGAGAUUGCCAACGGCACGAAGCUGGAGGGCGACGAUCUGAUCAUGAUCAUCGAGUAAGCCUCCGAAACAACGAGGUGAACAAUGUCCAAGCUGCCAGCGCACACCUUAUGUAAAUUAAGUCUAACAGUGAUAAUCUUAGGAAUUCUGUCAGGGAAACAGACCCGAAAAUUGCUCCUUCGCAAUUUCCAUAUUUUGUUAAAAUUGUUACGUGAAAGCUCAGGCUUUCCGCUCCCGCAGGCUUUCCGUGCUCGGUUCCCAUUUCGACUUCAUAUGUAAUUUAAUUAUAAAUUUUGUGAUUUAUGUAUAAACCAUUUUUUUGUCAAAAUGUAA